Messenger RNA from Penicillium paradoxum, 2346 nucleotides. RefSeq names its product homoaconitase LysF (gene lysF). NCBI's taxonomy places the organism in Eukaryota, Fungi, Ascomycota, Eurotiomycetes, Eurotiales, Aspergillaceae. Gene Ontology annotation, biological process: L-lysine biosynthetic process. The transcript is spliced from 2 exons. Bases 1 to 2346 code for a protein of 781 amino acids. The record is from RefSeq and is a predicted model, not a curated record. Gene Ontology annotation, molecular function: 4 iron, 4 sulfur cluster binding; homoaconitate hydratase activity.
AUGUCCCCGUGUUCGAUGGCAUUGAAGAACAUGGCAGGCGCCUCGCGCACCAUGAUGCGCAGACCGAUUUGGCUCCGAUGCACGCCGUCGGUCGGUCUCUCAAGCAGGAGAAUCCAUCACCCAUUGCGAUCACUCCCGACGUCCCUAUCCGCUCGCCCGUUGAGCACAACAGCUUCUCUUCAGACCGAAGGCUUCCACUCGCAGCAAGAGUAUGCUUCCUCAAUGCCUUCCUCCGGAAGGCAAUCGCCGCAGACCUUGACAGAGAAGAUUGUACAACGCUACGCCGUGGGUCUUCCCGAAGGAAAGAUCGUUCGGAGCGGCGACUAUAUCAGUCUUGCCCCUGAAUAUUGCAUGACUCACGACAACUCAUGGCCUGUCGCCCUCAAGUUCAUGUCUAUGGGAGCUACGCAGAUUCGUCGCCCGGGGCAGAUUGUCAUGACGCUUGAUCACGACGUUCAGAACACCAGUGCGGCGAAUCUUAAGAAGUAUGAACAGAUUGAGUCCUUUGCUGCACAGCACGGUGUCGACUUCUAUCCUGCCGGCCGGGGUAUUGGUCAUCAGGUUAUGGUCGAGGAAGGAUAUGCUUGGCCCGGCACGAUGGCUGUUGCUUCUGACAGCCAUAGCAAUCACUACGGCGGAGUCGGUUGUCUUGGAACACCUGUCGUUCGUACAGAUGCCGCCAGUAUCUGGGCAACUGGGCGCACAUGGUGGCAGAUUCCCCCUGUGGCAAAGGUCACGUUCACAGGAACGCUACCUGUUGGCGUGACGGGCAAAGAUGUGAUUGUCGCAUUGUGCGGACUGUUCAAUAGCGACGUAUUGAACCAUGCGAUUGAGUUUACUGGCUCCGAGGAGACUAUGGAAAGUCUGCUCGUGGAUAGUCGCAUGACGAUUGCCAACAUGACAACCGAGUGGGGUGCGCUCUCGGGUCUUUUCCCCAUCGAUCGGACCCUCAAGCGCUGGCUACGAUACAAGGCUACGGAGGCGGCGAUGCUGGAUGACCGGACAACUCGCCAACGUAUUACACACGAACGAAUCGACGAGUUGUUCGCCAAUCCCCUCACUGCAGACCCCGAUGCCUUGUACGCCAAGCAGCUCUACCUUAACCUUUCCACCCUCUCGCCUUACGUUUCAGGCCCUAAUUCCGUCAAGGUCGCAACACCACUCAACGAGCUCGUGCAACAGAACAUCAAAAUUAACCGCGCAUAUAUCGUUUCCUGCACCAACUCGCGUGCUUCCGACCUCGCGGCGGCCGCCAAAGUCUUCAAAGACGCCGCUAAGGCGAACCCAGAUACUACCCCCAAAAUUGCCGACGGUGUCCAAUUGUACAUUGCGGCAGCUUCCGCGCCCGAGCAAGAAGCCGCCGAGGCGACCGGCGACUGGCAAGCUCUGCUCGAUGCUGGUGCGCAGCCGUUGCCUGCUGGAUGCGGGCCGUGCAUUGGUCUCGGAAAGGGCCUUCUCGAUGCCGGCGAGGUUGGUAUCAGUGCCAGCAACCGUAACUUCAAGGGACGCAUGGGCUCGAGAGACGCGCUGGCAUACCUGGCGAGUCCCGAGGUUGUGGCUGCCAGCGCCCUCAGCGGUGUGAUCUCUGGCCCCGGUGCCUACCAGGUGCCAGAGGAUUGGUAUGGCGUCGACCACGGAUUCGGCAUCGGUUCGGAGCCCACCACCGAGAACGAGCUCUCCAACCUGCUCCAGCAGAUGGAAUCCUUGAUCGAUCGCGUCGAGUCUGCCACCGACGACUCCAAGCCUGCCACCGAGAUUCUGCCCGGCUUCCCCGAGCGUAUCAGCGGCGAGAUUGUCUUCUGUGAUGCCGACAACCUCGACACUGACAGCAUCUAUCCCGGAAAAUUGACUUACCAAGACAAUGUUUCCAAGGAGGAUAUGGCGCAAGCCUGCAUGUCCAACUACGACCCCGAGUUCAAGGAUCUUGCCAAGCCUAACGACAUCCUUGUCGCUGGCUUCAACUUCGGCUGCGGAUCCUCAAGAGAACAGGCGGCUACCGCAAUCCUGGCCAAGCAGAUUCCUCUCGUCGUCGCUGGCAGCUUCGGCAACAUCUUCGCCCGCAACAGUAUCAACAAUGCCCUCAUGGGCCUUGAAGUCCCACGACUCCUUGAGCGCCUGCGCACUGAAUUUGCUCAGUCGCCUUCGGCCGCGGACCGACAGUUGACUCGCCGGACAGGCUGGACCCUGACGUGGGACGUGAAGCGUAGUCUCGUCGAGGUGAAGGAAGGCGAGACUGGAGAAAGCUGGACGGAGCAGGUCGGCGAGUUGCCCGCGAACGUGCAGGCUAUCAUUGCCGAAGGCGGACUCGAGUCCUGGGUCAAGGGCGAGGUUGCGAAGUCGGGAUGA